CACGGAGUAGUCAAGAUGCUCUCUGCAAGGGGCAGCUGGGUGGCACCCGCGGCAGUCUAGCCGCUCGCGAGACACAAGGGUCCCGAGGAAGCUUGGACUUUGGCUAUGCUCCUGCCGUCACGGUGAGAGCCAAGGUAAUUUUUGUGCCGGUAGAGCAAGAACAGAAGUCUACUCGAACAAGUAGUCGGCCGGGGCACCAUUCCAAACCACAGUAUCUACCAGCUUAUCUCGCUCCCGGAAAAUCAGAGCUGGGAGUGCUGGGAAUGACCUCAGAAGAGCGCCCUGAAGCUCAGAGUCUCAGUCGAGGUUCCCCCUCUCCAGGCACCUGGCUUCUCCUCCACUAGCUCGCAGUCGAGAAUCCUUCUCUCUUGGAACGCAUGGUCAUUUUUCACCCAACGCACUCACCUGCACCCAUGCUAUGAGAAAGCUCGCCAGCUGAGCAUUCCAAUCCCUAGCCAGGAAGUCCUCUGCCCCAGGGUCUGAGGGGCCGUCCCACCUGCCCCCCCCCCCCUGACGAAGGGAGAGCCCGCCGAUGUCAGCCUUAACCAGGGCGCGGACGUGGUCGACGAACAGACACGACCAGGAGCAAGCACACGCAGCGGAUCGGGCAGCAAGGCAUGUCUCCUCCGCCGCAACUGCCACUACCACCACCACCAGGUUCAACACCGAAUAUGUCGCCGUCGCCAGAGAUGGCCGCCCCAUCAAGGACAACACGUACGGCGCCGCCGCCGGUCCAGACCUCGAGGCCGAACCGAUAGCCCACCCGACCUUCCUCCAGCCCCGUGUGGCCGCCGUGCUGGGCGUCUCCGAGUGGUGGCACCCCAUCCUAUUCUCCCUGCGGCUGCUGUCCAUCCUGCCGUCCAUUUACCUCUGUUUCCCCGUCGCCAUUCGCUUCCUGCUCAAGCUCCACGCAUUCGCCACCUCGGACGGCGCUGGCGCCGUGCAGGGGCGGACAUCCGGCCAGGACAGGCUGCUCCUGACCGAGACCAUGCUCGCUAUCGUCUGGUGCGGGUGUUCUGGGUACCUGUCCUUCUUCUUCACGGACUGCCUCAUGUCCAGGUGGCUGGUGAACUAUACACCCUCCGCGACGGCCUUCCGCCUUGUCUCCGUAUCUGCCCUCAAUGGUUACCUACAAUCGUGGACCCUCGACCUCAGCGGCAGCUCGCAGGAUCCUUUUCUACUCCUGCCGACCUGGAUAAUUAUAACAAGUACGCUCACCCUCGUCUACCACAUAACACAACGCAAGAUCAACAUCCUGAAGGAAACCUCCACCUCCAUCAGCGUCUUCUCCAUGGCGAGCUACGUCAGUAUGGUCGCCCUCUUGAUUCAGCAGCACUGGGAUCGGGACUGGUUCGAUUUGCCAUUCGUUGCGCUGGGAUAUAGGCUGUUGCGUCAGGGAGGAGAGCUGGUGGUCAGCGUGGCCAACUUUGCAAAUAUCACACUGGAACCUUGAAGGAGAACAGGUAGUGAUGGUAUUGCACUCUCUCUCUUUUUUUACAUGUUCUUCUCUAAUCCGGGAUUUUCUGUCAAAUCUGCUUGAGAUACCCCUUGUUCAGCACAAUCGAGUCGGCAGGAAGCAUCGGGCUGGAGUUAUAACGGUUUGGGCAUGACAGGUUGGUCGGGAAUCUCGAGCCUGUGUAAUCACUAGCGCAGGAGCUUGGUACGGUUGCAGCAAUUAUGUUCGUUCCCCUUUGUAUGUCGCCGGGUCCGUGUGGGUCCGUCCGUCGUGCAGUCUGUCAAUCAGUCAGGGGCAAGACACAGGCCACCUAUCGUGGGCCGCGGGCAGACCAAAUGCGCGAGCAUCAAUGUCACAGGAGAGCCACGUCUAGGGAUAUGAACGAUGUGCCA
Molecule: messenger RNA, 1848 nt
Organism: Diaporthe batatas
Lineage: Eukaryota; Fungi; Ascomycota; Sordariomycetes; Diaporthales; Diaporthaceae
Exons: 3
Coding region: 533-1453 (306 amino acids)
Biological process (GO): cellular response to oxidative stress; protein N-linked glycosylation
Cellular component (GO): endoplasmic reticulum membrane
Source: RefSeq, a predicted model, not a curated record